CGCUUUGUCUUUGUGAAUCUAUUUGACAAAGGCCAAAAUAUCCUCAUUUACAUUGUUAUUAUUUUAGCAGCAAUUACGAACCUUUAUUCUAACAACCUUACAUGCUCGUUAGGAUGCGAUUGCGACCCCAUUUUUGUGUCGUUUUUCUCUCGCUGCUUUGCUGUGGAGUCGAUGCAACGAGCAGUGCUGCGCUUCGCCGGCAUUUAGAGUUUGUAAACCGGUCUGGUGAACGCAUUUCGGUCGACUGGCUGAACCCUUUGACCGGUCAACCGGUUCUUUUGGGAGCACCUGUUAACGGCGAGACGAUUCCUUUAGAUUCGUUUGUCAACCAUACUUUUGCCAUUCGACAACACCAAGACGGACAGAAAGUCAAGAGAUUUGAGACGCCUUCUCUAUCUACGACUCAUACAAGAACUCUAGAAGCACCGACAACCAAAUCCUCUCUGCGAGCCAUUGAGUCAUUGCAAACGUGUUUGGAAUACUAUACAGCUUUGAUAUUGGAAGAUAAAAAUGAAGAACUGGCAUUUCAGGCACAAGUCCGUGAACAAAUUUCGGCUUUGGCUGAGAACCACACAUGCGCCGAUCCGAUGCGCACAACAACAGAACCCAUAGAAAUGCGCUCAUGGAGAUAUCUUGAUGAAGAUCCACGAACUGUUCAGGUGCUGCACAACCGCCCAAGCAGUCAGAUUCACGUUCUGGAAGGAUUUAUUUCUCCCGAAGAGUGUCAGGCCAUCAAGGAUGCAGCAGCGCCAAAGCUACAUCGCGGAACCGUCGCCGAUGGCAAAGGAGGCUCCAAACUCAGCGAAAGUCGUAAAGCUUGGCAAGCUGGCGUAGGGGUCGAUUAUUCCCAUAAAAAUGCUAUCUCCGAUCUCAAAAAGCGUCUCUUUGCGUACACCAACGAAGUCACUGGGUUCAAUAUGAAUCUAGAUGGACAGGAGGAUAUCAUGAGCAUUCAAUAUUUCGGUGACGGUGUCGGAAAUCCGACACCGGAUAGGUACACGCCACAUUGUGACGGUGAAUGCAACGGUAUGCCGCACAAGCGAGGAGGCCGAGUCGCAACUAUGGUCAUGUACUGUGAUAUUCCUGAAAUCGGCGGUGGCACCAACUUCCAGCAUUCAAACGUGUUCGUCGCUCCAACCAUUGGUGCUGCUGCAUUUUUUUCAUACAUGAACAAUGAUACUGGUCUUCACGAAACAGGCUUUACUACGCACUCAGGUUGCCCCGUUUUGGAAGGAACGAAACGUAUUGCUGUACAGUGGAUGCGAGUGGGGGUGGAUGAGGAUAGUCCAUGGGAUUCGUUUGACACUAAUACUGUUCAGAAGGGAUCUUUCAUAGAGGAUAGUAGAGUUGAAUAG
Molecule: messenger RNA, 1355 nt
Organism: Phaeodactylum tricornutum CCAP 1055/1
Lineage: Eukaryota; Bacillariophyta; Bacillariophyceae; Surirellales; Neidiaceae
Exons: 2
Coding region: 102-1355 (417 amino acids)
Biological process (GO): peptidyl-proline hydroxylation to 4-hydroxy-L-proline
Cellular component (GO): endoplasmic reticulum
Molecular function (GO): L-ascorbic acid binding; procollagen-proline 4-dioxygenase activity; iron ion binding
Source: RefSeq, a predicted model, not a curated record